Molecule: messenger RNA, 594 nt
Organism: Naegleria gruberi
Lineage: Eukaryota; Heterolobosea; Eutetramitea; Acrasida; Naegleriidae
Exons: 2
Coding region: 1-594 (197 amino acids)
Source: RefSeq, a predicted model, not a curated record
AUGUUCAAAUUCAACACCAUCUAUCUUUUAGUUGUUGUGGUAACUCUUUUCAUCGCUUUGAUAAACAACAAUUCUCAUGUCAAUGCUCUUCAGUUGCAAACAAGAGCAAAUUCCACAUGUCAAGUUAUGAUUAACGGAGCAGAAGUUAAUAUUGCAUCCAUCGAUAGACCAAAAGGAUAUUUUAUCAUUGCAAGAUCUGAUCAUAAUAUCAAGUUCCUUCUUAAUCUUUGUAAUGCUUCUCCUAAUCCAUAUUACUGGAAUUCACUUUGUAAAUUCCCAGCUAAAUCUGCUGGAUAUCAAUUCGCUUUUGAAUAUAAUCUUUGUUAUUCACUUUCAACUCCAGAAAAUCCAAAAGUUUCUUACAAUAGUGAAACUAAAACAGUUACCAUUACUCAUCCUCCAAGUGUUAUCAAUAGAGAUGGAGUUUCAAGACAAAUGAAAGUUAGCUUAGUGUGUGACAGAAAUUCAAGUUUGUGGCCAGAAUUGGAUUUCGAAGGAGAACAAAACUUGUUGUCUAUCGUUUCUCUGGAAAGACAAGUUAUAUUUGUCAUUAAUGAAUCCUUUGCUGAUAAAGAUCUUUCAAUUUGUUUCUAA